Apis laboriosa (Himalayan honeybee) is the source of this 7504-nucleotide messenger RNA. RefSeq names its product zinc finger protein castor homolog 1-like. NCBI's taxonomy places the organism in Eukaryota, Metazoa, Arthropoda, Insecta, Hymenoptera, Apidae. Gene Ontology annotation, cellular component: nucleus. The record is from RefSeq and is a predicted model, not a curated record. Gene Ontology annotation, molecular function: RNA polymerase II transcription regulatory region sequence-specific DNA binding; DNA-binding transcription factor activity, RNA polymerase II-specific. The coding region runs from base 975 to 6107 and encodes 1710 amino acids. The transcript is spliced from 12 exons. Gene Ontology annotation, biological process: positive regulation of transcription by RNA polymerase II; regulation of neuron differentiation.
UACCAGCACUUGGGAAACAAACCCUCUCCCCACCCCCUGUGGGAAGUGGAGAGAGCCGGGCCAGCCAGAACAGAGGACAGUGGCAUCAUCGCGCGCCGCGAAUUCUCGACUUCUUCUCUCCGUGAAUUCGUGUUGGUACCGGUUACUUCCGGUCCCACGGCGUCGUCCCAAGGGUCGGAUCGAAUCGAGUCGAGUCGAGUCGAGUCGUCGUUCGUGUCGCGUUCUCCGAUCGAAUCGAGUGAUACUCAGCCGCGGAUGCGCCCGUUGGAUGACAGUGCGACAGUUCGGGGAAACAGAGAAAGAGAGAAAGAGAGAGGGGCCAGUGAUUUUUUCUUUAUUUUCUCCGAUACGUGGACGGUAGUGCUGUGCUCGAAGGAAAGAUUAUUUGUUGUUUCGGUCGAGAGAAGGUUGUUGUUUGUUGGUUGGUGGAUCGUUCCGUUUUCGCAUCUCGGUCUCGUCGACCCGCGUCGAUUCCCGCGGUGAACCGAUCAAUCCGCGAGUGAAGGGAGUGGUGGCGGCGGGAUGCUGCGAGCCACGAAACUUUGAGCGACCGCCCCUCGACGAACUGUAACCGCGUAUAACCGCGGUGGUACAUCGCGGCGAGCUAUGAGACACGGGGACGGCGACGCGCGGCAACCCGGUGGAGUUUCCAUGUUCGCCUCGUAAGGAGGAGGUGCUCGAUCUUUCCCGGAGGAGAAGGAAGGAAGGAAGGAAGGAAGGAGAAUCCCGACGUCGGAUCGCAAGUUUUUACCAGUGGACUGAUUUUCUUUUCGCGAGUACGAGAUCGGAACCCUCUCCCUCCUCCCCCCCCGGGGUAGUUGUUUUCGCCCCCCCCAAGAGAGGAGGACCUCUACUAUGUUGGACGGAGGAGAGACAAGAAGCGGAGGAAACGGGGAUACUCGAACUUGAAACAGGGAAAUAAGAGUGAGAAGUCGAGAAUGCGUUGAAGAUCCGGCCGGUCGAGGAGAUUCGAGAUGUCCGCCGUAACCAGCCCGUAUGGCCCCACGGAGAUGCUUUCCGACUCGGUGUACAACUACGCGACGACCCGGCGGGGGACCGGCGAUCAGGACAGCGACUCCCAGUACGAGGGCCAGGCCCAGCUGCAGAUCACGAGCAUCCAGAAGCCGCGCAACAAGCGCAAAAACUUCAAGCCGAUAAGCAGCCGGAUGGUGGAGGUGUCCGAUGAGUCCGAGAAGGAGGACGACGAGCUGGACGGGGCGAUGGAGGAGAGCUCGAGCGAGAUACUCGAGUACGAGAGGAAGACGAUGCUGUUGCCUGCGGAGGACAGGUCCAAGCAGAGGUUGAACAACAACGAGGUCAGCCCCAUGGACCUGUCCGUGGCCACCAGGCCCCCGUCCUCCGAGGCCGACGACGAUAGCGGCGACUCUCUCAGGCACAAGUUCAUCCUGGAGCAGCUCAGAUCUCAGAAACUCUACUCCCCUGGCACCGAAGCCAGGAGUCCGAACUCGGAAUCGUCGGAGAAGAGUGGAGGAAGCGGUGUCCUGGACGCGGACUCGGGACGGUUGGACGACACCCCGUUCGAGGACGAGCGAGGGCAGGACGGGGACGGCGACGCCGAGUGCGAGGAGAGGAAACCGUUCGAAGGGAUGAGGGAGUACGCGGAGUCGACUAUGCAGGAGUUGUUGGCGAUCUACGGGCUGACGGGGGGAGAAUUGGUGAAGUCGGUGAGCAGGCAGCUACCGCCGACCUUCUUGAAUCCCCCGACUUCGGGCCAUCAGCCUCACGGGAAGGUAAAAGUAAAAGAGGAAAAGGAUGCUUCCUCGAUGGCGCCAGGAAGCCCACCGACGCCACCGCACACCCCCCAAAGCCCACCUCGACACAAUCCACCCCCGGGUAACCUGUCUCAAUCCUGUCAGACGUCGAACGCCAAUUCUCCGAAUCUGCAGCAACAGCAACAGCAGCACCAACAGCAUCAACACCACCAACAACAACACCAGCAACAAGAGUCGAAUCAGCAGCAGCAGCAACAACAGCAGCAGCAACAGCAACAUCAGCAUCAUCAUCAAUCCAUUCACGCGAUCACCAACACGCCCCUGAGCCAGAUCUUGGUCCAGAAUCCGGCCCUUGCUCAACUACUGCAACAGAAUCCCGCUAUUCUGUCGCAGAAUCCGCAAUUGGCGCAGUUGCUGCAGCAAAAUCUUCAAGUUCAGAUGGGCAGCGUCCUUUUCCAGAACGUGAGGAGGGAGGAACCUGAAGAAUCGAGGGUACCGCCGACAAUAGCGAGCCUGGCGGCGAUGAAGGUGGAGGCAGCUGACCCGAAGGUUUCCGCAUUAUUGAGACAAAGCAUGUCUCCGGUUGCGGACACCUUGAUCGGUAGCUCGAAAAGCUCCGUGUCACAACCAAUAAUCGAUUACUCCCGAUACGUGAGGCGGUACACGUCGGGUCAAGAAUGCGGUAGCUCGUAUUGUAAGGAGCUCGGUUGCCGAGAGCAUUUUCACUGUCUGGAUUGCAGUGGUAGGGUCUUUGUGAAAAAGGAGGAAAUGAUCAGGCAUUUCAAGUGGCACAAAAAGAGGGACGAAUCUUUGCAGCACGGCUUCAUGAGGUAUUCGCCGACGGAUGAUUGCUCGGAGAGACAUCCGGGCCGUGCCUGCCCCCACAAUAGAAAACAGACGCACUACCACUGUAUCCACGAGAAUUGCGAUAAAGUUUACAUAUCGACGUCGGACGUGCAGAUGCACGCCAAUUACCAUCGCAAGGAUUCGGCUAUCAUACAAGAGGGUUUCCAGAGAUUUCGAGCUACCGAGAGCUGUGCUACCGAUCACUGUCCCUUCGUUGGCCAGCGGACCACGCACUUCCAUUGCCGGCGACCAGGUUGCCGGUUCACCUUCAAGAACAAGGCUGACAUGGACAAGCACAAAUCGUACCACAUCAAAGACGAGCAAUUGUCCCGCGAUGGGUUCAAGAAAUUCAUGAAGUCCGAGGCAUGCCCCUUCGAGCAAUGCCGUUUCUCGCGCGUGUGCAAUCACAUACACUGCAUACGACCGCACUGUAGCUACGUUCUUCACUCGUCGGGCCAAUUGUUCUCCCAUAAACGAAAACACGAGCGCCACGAGACCGAGUUGGCCUACAGAAAGUACAAGCAGAUCAACGCGGUUGGCGGUAUCCGGCCGCCGGGCUCCUGGCCACCGGACGAUCUCACCACGCAAAGCCUCUCCCUCAGCCUAAACGGCGAAAGUUCGAACGAGGACAGGGGCUCCCCCUCCUACUAUUCCCUCGACGAUUCGUUUCAGAGCGGUAGCGAUCUAGCGAUAGAUCUCACCGCGCCUACGACCACGGUCACCACGGCCAGUGGAAGUUCCACGGUAACCGUGGACCAACAGCAACAGCAACAGAGUCAGCAACAGCUUACCGCCAUGGAAUUGGCGUAUCUGGUGCCGGGUAACCCCGAUUGCCCCUGCCACCUGGGCAGGGAGCAUCAUCAUUGCGGGUUGGACCGUUGCGGCGCACCUCUCAAGGAUCCUCGCGAGGUCAGGGAACAUUUGAAGGAGCACGAGACCCAAGAGCGCAUCACGGACGCCUUCUUCGAGGAGGGCGGAUGCGACGACAGUUGCCCGUACGCCGACAAGGAGAAGCAUUAUCACUGCAACUGGGAGAAUUGCCGAGAGGUGAUCCUCUCCACGGACAAACCGUUCCGUCGGCUUCAACAUUACAAGAUCCACGAGUACAGCCGACAGUUGAACCUCUCCUGCUCCUCCCACGCCUUGUCCUCGGACGUGACGCUGACCCAUCUGACCAACAUCGACGCCAUGUUCAGGCGGAAGAGGGGCAGGCCACCGAAGAACAGAGUGAUCGAGAUCUGGUCGGGUGGCGACCCGGCCACCCACACCCACGACUCCCCCCAAGCGAUCUUCACGAGUUUCAAGCUACCGAAACCUCAAACCCCUAGUCUCGCGUCCAAUCCUAUGGCCGAGGAUCGCGAGGGGAGCGUCUCGCCCUCGAACAGCCUCGGCGAGCCCGAGGGAUUCUCCACCUAUAAUCCCGACGGAUGUCCAGAUCCGGCUUGCGUGUUGAGAUCUACCAGACACCACCAUUGUUCCCAGCUUAGGUGUCACUUCUCCACGGACAGGCCCGACCAAUUACUGAUGCACAGCAAAGACUUUCACGAUAACGUCGACAUACCGCCGGGCUUCGCCUUCUUCGAUAAGAUGGUAGAUUGCCGGCUGGUCGGUUGUCACAGUAAUCGCGUUAAUCGCCAUUUCCAUUGCACCAGGCCGAACUGCGGCUACUCGUUCGUCAGAUACUCGACCAUGGCGAUGCACGAGAAACAGCACGGCAAUAGCCACGGUGGUAACGACAGUCGGUCGAACGUCGUCGAAACGACGUCGUCCAACCAAGAGUGUCAGACCCACGCCCAACCGAUGGUCCAGGAUACGACCAAGCCUAGGAUUCAAGUGAAGAAUCCGGCCGAGCUGAUCGAAAAACCCGAAGAAUGUAUGGCGAGUGGUGGUGGUGGUGGUAGUGGUGGUGGUGGUGGUGAUAUGGAGAAUAGAUCGAUGAUGGACGAGAAGGAAUCGGAGAUUCCGAGCCCGGAUGUCAACAAGACGACCGUGGUGAGGGCGGCAGGCACCUAUUAUCCGGUUAGUGGACCGCCGAGUGAACCCGCACUUCCGGGCGUCGUGCUAUCCAUGCGAACUUCCGUGCACCAAGAAUCCCCCGUUCUUCCAUCGACCAGCUCGGCCUCGCCCCACACCCUCUACGGACCGGAGCAGAGCUGUAGCAGGCCGUUCUGCAAGUUGAAACGUAAAAACCAUUACCAUUGUAACGCCUGCAAUCAAGCUUUCUCCGAAUUGGAUCGACUGGUGGCCCACAUAGCGAAACAUUCGACAGGUGCCAUCCUCAGUCAGCAGCAGCACGAGCUCGCCACUGGUCAACCCCCUAAUCAACUGCAACACGACUACUUGGCCCAAUUGUCGCAGAAGCACGACUUCAUGGCGCAGAACGCCCAGAUGGCGCAGAACAUACAGAAUUUCCAGAAUCAGAUGCAACGUCAGAUGCAGCAGACCCUCGGCCAGAUGAGCCAGCAGACCCAGGUGGUGAAGGAGGUGGUGAAGAUCGAGCCGGCUAGGUGCGGCUCGGACGUCGGCGUCCAAAACGUUCCCAGCGUGAAGAGGGAGCCCGGUGAAAUUUCGCGGGGGGACGAGGGGGGGAACAAUUCGGUGAUGGACAGCAACGAGAACGGUCAAUUGUCCCAGCCGAGCAUGCCACCCAGUGUUCAACAAUCCCCGGUUCCGGCCAGCUUCGAGCUUGACCUUAGCCACGGAUUCCAUUUCCCAAGCCCGGCAGUGAUGGCAGCCAUGAAUCAACAGAUAGCCCUGAUGAACCAAGCCCUGCCACCGUUCCUCCAACACGGAGGCAUGUACACGGGCGGGCCAGGCUUGAUGUUCGCGCCUGGUCUACCGCCAGCCAAUUUUCUACCUCCCGCAAGAGACGAGAACCCGUUGGCCUCGCUCGCGGCCAAUCUCAACUUGAACAAGCGAUCCUUGUCCCCGCCCGACAGCAAUUCUCCAGAGGCGAAGAAGCAGAGGCUUCAUCACUCCAUGCGGAUGCUCAAGGACGAACCGGUGCCGGAAGGAUACGUUAGGUUCAGAUUCAACGAGGACUGCAGGUAUCCCCACUGCGGUUACAGGGAACACCAAACGCAUUUCCACUGCAUGCGUCAAGACUGCGGGUACUCGUUCUGCGACAAAACUCGUUUCGUCCAACACACGGCGAGACACGAGCGUCUCGACACCCUGAUGGGUGGCGAUUUCCAACAGUACAGAGCGAACGUGCCGUGCGGGAGGGCACAGUGCGCGUACACGUCCUCGUUGGGCUCGAUGCAGAACAAGGCGUCCCACUUCCAUUGCCUCAAGUGCGACUUCGUUUGCACGGACACGAACAAAGUGGUCGCCCACAGGCGGCAACACGCGAAAUUGGACAGUAUAGCGGCGGCAGGCUUUCAAAAGUUCACGCCGAGUCAACCUUGCGGUGGUGUACAGUGCCAGCAUUCCGGCAAACAGACUCACUAUCAUUGUCUUCAGUGCCAGUACGCCGUCCUCGGCCUAGCGCAGAUGUCCGCUCACAAGUAUCGCCACAUGGACACAUAAUAUCGCGACUGUCCACGUUCGAACUGCCAUUAAGUUGGAAGGAGAAGAAAGGAAACCGAAGAAAGACAAUUUCUCUUAGGUCCCCUUAGACAUUCCUUGAACGCGGUGGAUGGAGAUGGCCCGGAAUCGAAGAGAGGGCGAAGUAAGGAAGCAGCGGGGGGGAAGGUUGGAUCCGUUGGAUCGACCAAUUUCGGAUCAAUCGCCGAUCGAAUCUGAAUUAUGAUAAAGAGGAAGAAAAAGGAGAGAGAGAGACAGAGAGAGAGAAAAGAAAAAGAAAAGAAAGAAAGAAAAAGACAAUUUCGUACGCACCCUGUAGACAUUCCCCAGCAGAAUUUGCUCGCGAUUGUCCAUGCCCGAUACACGAUUGCGUGUUGCGUACAUUCGUUGGACGAGGCUGGAUGAUUAGGAGCAGACCCCGACCGCGGCCUAGUCAUUAAUCUUCAGCCGUUCUAUCGACCAGGAGUAAUCGAUAGCUCUUUUGCGGCGUGUGUCUUCUCGUUCGGAUCGGAACACCACGGAUAUUAUAAUCCGUUAAUAAUCGGUCGAUGCAUCGAAUGGAACUGUUCAAAUCACCUCGAUGACUUCGUACUUACGAGAGAGAUAUUUUUUAUCGAUCAUCUUGCAACAUUUCGCACGAUCACUUCUCGAAUCCGAAUGGUGCUGGAAGAGACUUUCGUGGCACGAUGCGAUUCGGCAGACAGAAGAGAUCUAAAAAAGGAACGAAAACAAGAGAGAGAGAGAGAGAGAGAGAGCGAAAGAGAGAGAGAGAAAGCGAGAGAGCGAGAGAGAGAGAGAGAGAGAGAGAGAGAGAGAACCUGGCAUAGAACCCGUAGACAAUAACAAGAAUGACGAGUCUAUCGUAUAGCUUUAGAUCGCGAGGAUAAAAGACAAACUAUAAUAUUUAAUAGAAAAAGACCUUGUACAUUUCGUUUUUUCGUUUUUUUUUUCCUCCCUCCCCCCCCUUUUUUUUCUAGUAACACUCGUGUACCCUCCACGUGGUGCAAAGUAAAAUCGUCGCGACCACUUAUCUCCUAGAAUAUAUAUAUAUAUAUAUAUGCGAAGAACCGAGAGAGAAUGAAAUAUUCGAUCGAUGAAACGUCUUCGAAGAGGAAUCGGAUUAUUUAUAACGAGUUCAACUGAUUCUGUAUGAUCAACCGUCGGCAAGCAGACGCGAGUUAAAAAGACAGAGAUACUAUUACGUCUAGUCCAUCGCACCAUCGAUGAACAUCGUUGAAGAAAUGAAUUCUCCGUUUUCAACAUCCUCCCAUCAAUGGUGCAAUGAUUUUUCUACGAUUUUUUUCCCCCCUUCCUCCCUCCUUCCUUCCUUCCUUUCUUUCUUCUUUUCUUUCUUUUCCCUCUUCCCCAUCUACAGCUGUUAUUAUUUCUUAAGUUCCCAC